Molecule: messenger RNA, 731 nt
Organism: Cornus florida
Lineage: Eukaryota; Viridiplantae; Streptophyta; Magnoliopsida; Cornales; Cornaceae
Product: diphthamide biosynthesis protein 3
Exons: 1
Coding region: 223-480 (85 amino acids)
Biological process (GO): tRNA wobble uridine modification; protein histidyl modification to diphthamide
Cellular component (GO): cytosol; nucleus
Molecular function (GO): metal ion binding
Source: RefSeq, a predicted model, not a curated record
UAACUUUCAACGGGUUAACCGACAAAUCACUUUCCUGAAGCCCGGUUAAAUUAAUGCAGUGGAGGCUCGAAUUCCAGGCAACAAGAAAACCCUAACCCUGCCGCGUUCGGAGGCAGAACCGCCACUUCUCUUUCCUCCAUCAACCCGGUGAUCGCGCAUUCACAGCGUUACAAUUCAGUGAAAAUCCAGCAGCGAGGUCGAAGUUUCUAAGGCAGAUAAACGAUGUCGUACGACGAUGUGGAGAUCGAAGACAUGGAGUGGAACGAGGAGCUUAAGGCCUUCACGUACCCUUGUCCAUGCGGAGACUUGUUUCAGAUCACCAAAGACGAGUUGAAACUCGGCGAAGAGAUCGCUCGGUGCCCUAGCUGUUCCCUCUACAUCACUGUCAUAUACAAUCUUGAAGAUUUUAUCGGUGAAUCGAACCAGAAAUCUAAGAACAAUCUCGAGCCCGCGAAGCAACAGCCCGUCACAGUCGCUUGAGAAUUCAGGUUUUAUAAUGAUCGUUCACACACACAAACACACACUAUAUAUAUGUUGGCGAGUUGCUGAGUUAAUUGAUUGUCUGCGGGAUUAGGUUUUGUGUCCAGAAAAUCUUGUGGUGGUUUUCUAAUACUCUUUUGUUUGGAGGGUUUGUAGUUGCUGAAGUUUUGUGUAACGAGAGAGUAAUUGCUUGGAAUUUGAGCUAUAUAUAUACUUUUUUGUGGAAUAAAUUCUACCAUUCUUCUGGUUAA